AUGGACCUCAAGGAGAGCCCCAGCGAGGGUAGCCUGCAGCCCUCUAGCAUCCAGAUCUUCGCCAACACCUCCACCCUCCACGGCAUCCGCCACAUCUUCGUGUACGGGCCGCUGAGCAUCCGGCGUGUGCUCUGGGCCAUGGCCUUCGUGGGCUCUCUGGGCCUGCUGCUGGUGGAGAGCUCUGAGAGGGUGUCCUACUACUUCUCUUACCAGCACGUCACCAAGGUGGAGGAGGUGGUGGCCCAGAGCCUGGUCUUCCCAGCCGUGACCCUCUGUAACCUCAACGGCUUCCGCUUCUCCAGGCUCACCACCAAUGAUCUGUACCACGCCGGGGAGCUGCUCGCCCUGUUGGACGUCAACCUGCAGAUCCCGGACCCACACCUGGCUGACCCCACGGUGCUGGAGGCCCUGCGGCAGAAGGCCAACUUCAAGCACUACAAACCCAAACAGUUCAGCAUGUUGGAGUUCCUGCACCGCGUGGGACAUGACCUGAAGGAUAUGAUGCUCUACUGCAAGUUCAAAGGGCAGGAGUGUGGCCACCAGGACUUCACCACAGCGGGCCUGGGACAUCAGGUGCUGUGGGACCCUCCGGAAGCCCAGUGUGGCCGCUUCUCCCAAAGCGACCUUAAGGGAGAACCGAGAGCUUUUGAGUCUCAGAUCCUUGAGCCAAAUUGCAGUUGUAAUUUCGGGGUGGCAGGCGUGGUCGCCAGUGGGGAUGAGGCUGGGCGGACUUGGGCCUGGGGCCGCACGGACACCCUGGCGCUGGGCUGGUGGCAACGGAGGAGGCCAGAGAAGCUGCAGGUGCCGGGGGAUGCGAAACGGGCCCGCAGGAGAUUAGAAGCAGCGGCGCCGGAGCGGGGCUGCCUCCACGUGAAGGCGCGCGUGCCAGUGUCCUGGGGCAGCGAGGAGCCCAAGUCACCGGAUGCCCAGCCCAGAGGCCACCUCCCCGCACCGCGGCCAGACGGCGACCAGGGGCGACCAAGUGUUCACAGCUGA
Molecule: messenger RNA, 996 nt
Organism: Lipotes vexillifer (Yangtze River dolphin)
Lineage: Eukaryota; Metazoa; Chordata; Mammalia; Artiodactyla; Lipotidae
Product: acid-sensing ion channel 2-like
Exons: 4
Coding region: 1-996 (331 amino acids)
Biological process (GO): sodium ion transmembrane transport
Cellular component (GO): plasma membrane
Molecular function (GO): ligand-gated sodium channel activity
Source: RefSeq, a predicted model, not a curated record